AUGUAAGAGUAGCAGUAAUGUUUAUCAAACAAGUCAGUAUCAACCACUACUAUUCCAGGUUAGACAAGCAUGUCAGCUUUGAGGCUUUAAAUAUUUCCAACUCCAUUUCUCACGUUGCCUUAACUAUUCUAUGUUCUUGGAUAUCCAAAGACCGAGGUAGCCCAACAUGACAAGUCCUGUCGUAAUAACAAUAAAGUUGGUGCCCAGUUAAGUAAACUCACACUAACUACACCGCUAUAAAGUUCAAUGCCAUGUUCAGGCAACUUUGUACCAAGAUUAUAUUAAACAAAAUACAGUGGCAGUCAUGGCAGUCCGCGUGCUUCUUGCAUUUUCUGUUCUUCUACUCUGCCUUGCAGAGGUUUCAUCUAAUGUCAAGACGGAACAAGAUAUAACCACCAUUGAUGAGGAGGCUUCCUUGCUUGUCAGAGGUGGAAACAGAAGGCUCAUGCAAGAGAUUGAUUGUGGAGGAUUGUGUAAGCAAAGAUGCAGCCUGCACUCAAGGCCAAACAGAUGUAACAGGGCGUGUGGGACUUGCUGCAUGAGGUGCAAGUGCGUGCCACCAGGGACUUCAGGGAACAGGGAGGUCUGUGGGACAUGCUACACUGGCAUGACCACCCAUGGAAAUGUCACCAAGUGCCCUUAGCUUCUUGCCUACAGUGACCUAAUAUUGCCUCAUCUGGGCCUAAAAUGUGAUUCAGCUUUAAGGAAAAAAAUUUGUUCGUUUGUGUAAUAUGUAUGUUUUGGUUCGGCCAAUGUAUCUGUCCGUAUAUCAAAUAAUGAGUCAAGUUUCAUUUAGUUGAUACGUUUUUUUUUUCUUUUUUUAUGAAAAAUAUUAAAUAGAAAAAAAUCAACCAAACAGAAUUUAAGUGUAUGCAUAAGCAAUCAGGGAUUAACAAACAGCAAUACUAAGUAUCGGUGUUAAAAUUGGUUUUGCACAUUUGGUUAAUUGGAAACUGAAACUCUUACCGAAAAUAGUAAAGAUAUGUUUGAUGGAUGAUGGAUUAGAUAGUACUAUAAUUAGUUUAUAUUUAAGCAUAGGAUUAUAAAGAGAAAUA
Molecule: messenger RNA, 1055 nt
Organism: Durio zibethinus
Lineage: Eukaryota; Viridiplantae; Streptophyta; Magnoliopsida; Malvales; Malvaceae
Product: snakin-2-like
Source: RefSeq, a predicted model, not a curated record